Molecule: messenger RNA, 983 nt
Organism: Aspergillus pseudotamarii
Lineage: Eukaryota; Fungi; Ascomycota; Eurotiomycetes; Eurotiales; Aspergillaceae
Exons: 2
Coding region: 60-797 (245 amino acids)
Source: RefSeq, a predicted model, not a curated record
UGGCCGUGUCUGCAUUCUGCUUCAUCGGGCUGUUUCCAUUGUCUAGACUCCUAUCCGCAAUGACUACCUUUCGCUUCCAUGGUCAACAUCUAGAUAAUGACCUAGUGACAUCGAUAUCUUCCCUUCUCGACGCUUUUAACAUCCCGAAUCUGCUUUGGGGCAACUAUCUGUUAACCGUCUACGGAGUCCCGACGGUUGUUGAUGGCGUGUCCUUUGUCGUACCCGAUGCACUUAGUGAAAUCUCCUUCUCUACUAUCGCUGAGGCUGGCUUUUAUCUCUGCUCGCGAUAUCUAGACUGCCCACAUUCAAAUUCAAAUCAAUGCCAGCCACCAUAUAAGCAUCUACAUAUUGAUAAUGAGCUUGCGAUACUGUUGUACAAAAAGUCUGAUGUGCUUUGGGAAUUUCCAGAGUUUGAGGCUGCUUUCCACGAUACCAGUGCGGAUAUUAUGUUCGCGUCUGACGCAAGGCUUCCUCCAGCUACUUUAGGUCGCGGUCGAGGGCGCUUUCUAUAUCCAAGUUCUGUCCGAAUCCCUAGCCCCUCGAGAUACUGUGAGGCUCUUAUACUGUUGCUUUGUCGAGAUUACGGAACUACCCGCGAGACUUACUGGUUGGCAAUUUUGACGUAUAUGCUAGAGUUCGUUGAUGGAACGGACAUUCUGAAUGAAGGAGGCCUGAGAGAGGGGCAGAAACAGUUUUAUCAUGCCCUGAAACUGGGCGAUCUAACUAUGUAUCCAAUAUUGAAGGACCUCCACCGUGACUUUCUAAAGCGGCGGCUCCCGCAAGUCAAGCAAAAUUGACUGACACAACUCGGAUCAUCUCAGUCCAAUGGUCCGCUUUACUAAUUUCCUAUCUUGACUGCCCCACAGCUUCUACUAUACUGUGCAGCACAUCCCAGCUUUUGCCGUCGGACAACGAACCUUGACCGGGGGUUUCUAGGGUCAGAUUCAAAGCCCCAGAAUGGCUUUACAUGGCAAGCCUGUCGA